Molecule: messenger RNA, 1645 nt
Organism: Melanotaenia boesemani (Boeseman's rainbowfish)
Lineage: Eukaryota; Metazoa; Chordata; Actinopteri; Atheriniformes; Melanotaeniidae
Product: UDP-glucuronosyltransferase 3A1-like
Exons: 9
Coding region: 7-1473 (488 amino acids)
Molecular function (GO): UDP-glycosyltransferase activity
Source: RefSeq, a predicted model, not a curated record
CACUACAUGUUGUUAGAUGAAAUAUCUCACAACUUACACCAGCGUGGACAUGAGGUUCGCAUGCUCUUGCAGCUUGGCAACCCAGUUAUUACAGGUUUUUCCUACCCAGCACGUGCAGACAGUUACAAGAGAAGCACAUGGUCCUUAGGGGAAAUAUAUAUCAAAGAAUACAACAGCUGGUUUCUACAGGAACAAACACAGUUUUUACUGGGAAGGGAAAACUUUAAUGGAUUUUUAAAGUUCAUGGGACACCUAUCCUACCAGUGUGACAAGCUGCUGGAGAACACACAGAUGAUGAACUUCCUCCAGAAAGAACGCUAUGACAUCACCAUCCUCGAUGCUUUCAAUCCUUGUUCCUUCAUCCUGGCACGUAGACUUGGUGUCCAGUAUAUAGCCUUCUAUCCUGGCACUCUGAACGGUCCCCUGUCCAUUGCUCUCCCCAGCCCGGUCUCCUACGUCCCUGUUUUUAGCUCCCAGCUGUCCGACCACAUGAACCUCUGGGGUCGAGCAAAGAACCUCUUCUAUUCUCUUUUGUCUCCUGUGGGUCAGAAACUUGUGUGGUCAAUCUUUGAGGAAGUGGCUGAGCGCCACCUUGAGUCAGGCCCACCCCCAGGUGGUCUGAAUGAUUUACACCAAGGAGCCGAACUCUGGGCCUUCAACACUGACUUUUCGCUGGAGUUCCCACAGCCUCUUAUGCCUUACACUGUGCUGGUGGGAGGUCUGCUGAAUAAACCUGCAAAGCUUCUGCAACAGGACCUUGACUUGUGGAUCUCAAGUUUUGGAGAAUUCGGUUUUAUUGUUGUGACUCUUGGAUCGAUGGUGUCUUCAGUGUCUGUGAAUCCUCUGCUUGUGGAACUAGUAGCUGGCUUCUCUCAGAUCCCACAGGGGGUACUUUGGAGGUAUGACCCUCAGCAGUGGCCCUCUAACCUGGACAUACCUCCCAAUCUCAGAAUAAUGAGCUGGCUGCCUGUUAAUGACCUGCUGGGCCACAAAAAUGUACGCCUCUUCAUCACUCACGGAGGACAAAACAGCCUGCUCCAGGCAGUGUACCAUGCUGUUCUGGUGCUGGGCAUUCCUCUGUUUGGAGAUCAGUUUGAUAACAUGGUGAGAGCUGAAAGAAAGGGGCUUGGUCUCACUAUUAAGGCUGCACAUAUCACCAGAGAACUACUCAGCACCACCAUUCAGACACUCUUACAGGAUAGCAGGUUCAAAUCUUCAGCUUUGUCCCUCAGCAGGAUCCACAAAUCCCAUCCUGUGUCUCCAGAACUUAGAAUUACUCAGUGGGUGGAGCACAUUGUAAACAGUGGAGGUGGAGCUCAUUUAAAGCCAGCUUCAUUAGCACAACCAUGGUACCAGAGAUACCUGUUGGACCUGGUGUUUCUCCUGUGCUUGGGACUUCUUGGACUUAUAGUUCUUUGUUGGGCUUUAUGUAUAAAGAAGAAACGAAGGAAUGAGCAUAAAAAAAUACAAUAGAGGCACAAAACGUUUUCUCUGGGACAAUCAUGGUUUAUUUCUUAGUUCUCUGAUACUAACUGCACCAAAAUCAGAAUAUUUAAGAAAUGUAUUCUUAAUGCCCUUAAAUAAGGCCUUAAUGCUUAAUAAAUAAACCACAGUUGCUUUUAUUAUUCCUGUUCAUUUUCAAAAG